Molecule: messenger RNA, 849 nt
Organism: Nicotiana attenuata
Lineage: Eukaryota; Viridiplantae; Streptophyta; Magnoliopsida; Solanales; Solanaceae
Product: remorin-like
Exons: 5
Coding region: 85-669 (194 amino acids)
Source: RefSeq, a predicted model, not a curated record
AUCACUAAUCUGCUUCUAAAAUGGUGGCGGACUCCUAAAUACAAGGACAUAGCAUUAGGCUCUUAGCUAGCUCUUUGUGCAAAAAUGGCAGCUGCUGCUAUGUAUCAAGUGGAGGAGACAACUAAACCAGUAGUGCCGCCACCGCCAAUAACUCAAGAACCACCGCUUGCAUCUGUUGCCACGGCUACACCAAACGACGUCGUUAAACCAACACUUCAUGAUACUACUACUACACCUACAGCUCUCACACCACAAAAAACUGAUCCUUCAUCAAAGAUAAGUUCAAAAGGAUCCCUUGAUAGAGAUGUUGCUCUUGCACAGCUUGAAAAUGAGAAAAGGUCUUCUUUUGUCAAGGCAUGGGAAGAAAGUGAAAAAAGCAAAGUGGACAACAAGGCCCAGAAGAAGCUCUCUGCAGUUGUUAGAUGGGAAAACACCCAGAAAGCUAAGCUUGAAGCAAAACUGAAAAAACUUGAGGAACAACUAGAGCACAAGAAAGCAGAAUAUGCAGAGAAGAUAAAAAAUAAAGUAGCAUUAAUUCAUAAGGAGGCAAAUGAGAAGAGAGCCAUGGUUGAUGCGAGACGAGGGAAAGAAAUUCUGAAGGCAGAGGAGAUGGCAGCCAAGUAUCGCGCUACAGGGAAGGCCCCUAAGAAGUUUCUUGGAUGCUUUUGAUGUUAAUAUGUUAUGAAAUUGCGAAGAUCAUGAAGGAUAAGUCUUCUCUUUUCACUUUGUAAAUUUCAUGCUGCUGCUUUUUAGUGUGUGUUCUUUUAUGAGUGUCCAAUUUGAUUUCACAGGUUUUUACUCUGUAUAUAUACUUUACCAAUAAGGUUAUCAAAUAUCGUUCUUAUUCAA